CUGAUUGAGGGCUCGAAGAAGUAGAUCAAAAACUUCCCAGGAGCUGGGGGGCAGAGGAGAAGCGGGGCAGAGCCGCGGGCCGCGUUGCGUACCGCCCGAGCAGCGGCUCCAGCGAGGAGAGAACGGAACGGGGCGAUGCCGCUGCUGCACCGAAAGCCCUUCGUGAGGGAGAAGCCCCCCGCCGACCUGCGGCCGGACGAGCGCGUGUUCUACUGCAGGGUCACCAACGAGAUCUUCAGGGACUACGAUGAUUUUUUUGAACGCACCAUUCUGUGUAACAGCCUCGUAUGGAGCUGUGCUGUCACAGGUAAACCAGGACUCACAUAUCAGGAAGCACUGGAAUCAGAGAAGAAAGCCAGACAUAAUCUUCAAAGUUUUCCAGAGGCGCUCAUCAUUCCAGUUCUCUACUUGGCCACCCUCACCCAUCGCUCACGACUUCAUGAGAUCUGUGAUGAAAUCUUCGCCUACGUCAAGGAUCGGUAUUUUGUUGGUGAAACUGUGGAAAUGAUUAGAAAUAACAGUGAAAGGUUGCAAUGUCAGAUUUUGGAAGUCAUUCCUCCAGCACAUCACAACGGAAUGGCAAAUGGCCACGUCAGCAGUGCUGAUGGAGAAACCAUUGUCAUCAGUGAUAGUGACGAUUCAGAAACGCACAGUAGUUCUGCACAAAAUGGGAAGAAGAAAGCCAUAAUUGAUCCUUCUUUGUUCAAAUACAAGGUCCAACCUGUUAAAAAAGAACUGUAUGAAUCUGUUAUUGUUAAAGCAUCUCAGCUAAGCCGGAGGAAACAUCUAUUUUCUCGUGAUAGACUUAAACUUUUUCUGAAGCAACACUGUGAACCACAUGAUGGAGUCAUUAAAACUAAGGCAACAUCAAUUGCAAAAUAUAAUCUAGCAGAACAAAAUUACUCCUACUUUUUUCCUGACGACCCACCCACAUUUGUCUUCAGUCCUGCAAGCAGACGACGAGGGAGACCUCCAAAGAGGGCAUCUAUUAGUCAUGAGGACAAUAUUACUGCUAAGCAGAAUACCCAAGGGAACAGAAGUAAAGUAGCAAAGGAAAAGACUAGAUUUCAGAAGCAAAAAGAAGAUAUGCAGGCCAUGGCUUUUGAAAAAGCUAGAUUGAAACGAGAGAAGGCAAAUGCUUUAGAAGCCAGAAAAAGAGAGAAAGAAGAUAAGGAAAAAAAGAAAGAAGAACUAAAGAAGAUUGUGGAAGAGGAAAGGAUGAAGAGGAAAGAAGAGAAAGAGAGACUCAAAAUAGAAAAGGAAAAAGAAAGAGAGAAGCUGCGUGAGGAAAAAAGGAAAUAUGUGGAAUACCUGAAACAGUGGAGUAAGCCUAGAGAAGAUAUGGAGUGUGAUGAUCUUAAGGAACUUCCAGUUCCAAUGCCAGUGAAGACGAGACUUCCUCCUGAGAUCUUUGGUGAUGCUUUGAUGGUUUUGGAGUUUUUAUAUGCUUUUGGGGAACUUUUUGAUCUUCAAGAUGAAUUUCCUGAAGGAGUGACUUUAGAAGUUUUAGAGGAAGCUCUUGUAGGAAAUGACACUGAAGGCCCACUAUGUGAAUUGCUGUUUUUCUUCCUGACUGCCAUCUUUCAGGCAAUGGCCGAAGAGGAAGAAGAAGUGGCCAAAGAUCAAAUAGCUGAUGCUGAGACCAAAGAUUUAACAGAGGCUUUGGAUGAAGAUGCAGACCCCACAAAAUCUGCACUGUCUGCAGUUGCAACUUUGGCAGCUGCAUGGCCCCAGUUACAUCAGGGGUGCAAUUUGAAAAACUUGGAUCUUGAUAGCUGCACACUUUCUGAGAUUCUCAGACUUCACAUUCUAGCAUCAGGUGCUGAUGUAACGUCAGCCAAUGCGAAAUACCGCUACCAGAAACGCGGAGGGUUUGAUGCUACUGAUGAUGCUUGCAUGGAGCUGCGAUUAAGUAAUCCUGGGCUCUUGAAGAAGCUUUCAAGUACCUCAGUGUAUGACUUGUUGCCAGGAGAAAAGAUGAAGAUUCUUCAUGCUCUCUGUGGGAAACUUCUGACUUUGGUCUCCACUCGAGAUUUCAUUGAGGACUCUGUUGAUGUACUACGACAGGCAAAACAGGAGUUCAGAGAAUUAAAGGCGGAACAGCAUCGCAAAGAACGGGAGGCAGCAGCAGCAAGGAUACGUAAGAGGAAGGAAGAAAGGUUGAAAGAACAAGAGUUAAAAAUGAAAGAGAAACAAGAAAAGCUGAAGGAAGAAGAGCAAAGAAAUCCUGCUGUGGAAGUAUCUGUUGGGGAGGAGGAGCGAGAGGACCUUGAUACCAGUACAGAGAGCAAGGAAAAUGAACGUAAAGAGCCAGAAAUAGACACAGUGACAGAGGAUGAAGAAGAGCUGGGACCAAACAAAAAAGGAAGGAGAGGAAGGAGAGGGCAAAAUGGAUAUAAAGAAUUUACAAGACAAGAAGAUACUUCUGAAAAGAGUGAACCUCUUACUGCUGAAGAUGAGGAAGCUUUAAAACAGGAGCAACUAAAGAAAGAGAAGGAACUAUUAGAAAAGAUACAGAAUGCAACAGCCUGCACAAAUAUUACUCCCUUAGGUCGUGAUCGUUUGUACCGACGCUACUGGAUUUUCCCCUCAGUUCCUGGAUUGUUUAUAGAAGAGGACUAUUCUGGUCUCACAGAAGACAUGUUGUUGCCUCGAACCUCUUCCUUUCAGAAUAGUGUACAGUCUUGCACAAAUGAACCUCAGGUAUUCAGUAAAACUGGAGAGUCUUUGAAAUCUGAAUCUACCUCCAAUGUUGACCAAGAUUCACACACCAGUGUUGUUGUAGAGGUGCCAAGGCCAGUAUAUAAACCAAACCGUUGGUGCUUUUACAGUUCUCGGGAACAACUGGACCAACUUCUAGAGGCUCUCAAUUCCCGAGGACAUAGGGAGAGUGCCUUAAAAGAAACUCUUUUACAAGAGAAAGAUAGAAUAUAUGAACAACUAAGCAGUUUUCCUGUGGAAAAAUUCCAUAUUCCAGACAAACCUCAAAGUGACAUUAGACCUCCUCCUCCAAUACGGGGAAGGAUGCAGAAUGCCCAUGAUACAUCCCAAAUAUCUGCAGAAAAGCAACUUGAAAUGAGACUCAGAGACUUUCUUUUGGACAUUGAAGACAGGAUCUACCAAGGAACAUUGGGAGCUAUUAAGGUUACAGACAGGCAAUCUUGGAGAGCAGCCUUAGAACAUGGGCGGUAUGAAUUUCUAAAUGAUGAAAAUAAAGAAAAUGGUAUAAUUAAAACUGUGAAUGAAGAAUCUGAAGAAAUGGAAACUGAUGAUCAAGAUAAGUUCAUUGUUAAAGACCGACUCAUUGGAUUGAAAACUGAAGCUCCAAGUGCUGCAUCAACAAGUACAAGUACUCCUCAGCCAGUUAAUAAUGUGGUCCACUGCUUAGCAUCUGCACUGCUCCAGAUAGAGCAAGGAAUUGAGCGCAGGUUUCUCAAAGCACCUCUUGGUAAAGCAGAAGAUAAUAAAAGGAGCCACAGGGGGUAUAAAAAGAGGAAGAAAGUGGAAGACAAGACUAGUCAGAGAGAUGAUGCCAGCGAUGGUGGACGAUCCUACAAAACAGUUUUGGAUCGCUGGAGGGAGUCACUUCUUUCUUCUACCAGCUUGUCUCAAGUCUUCCUUCAUCUGUCUACAUUGGAUCGAAGUGUCAUCUGGUCAAAGUCCAUCCUCAACGCCCGCUGUAAAGUAUGUCGAAAGAAAGGUGAUGCAGAAAGCAUGGUGCUGUGUGAUGGCUGUGAUCGAGGCUAUCAUACCUACUGUAUCAGGCCCAAGCUUAAGAUCAUUCCUGAAGGAGACUGGUUUUGUCCGGAGUGCCGACCAAAGCAGCGCUCUAGACGCCUUUCCUCCAGACAGAGACCAUCUGUGGAAAGUGAUGAAGAGAUGGCUGAGCGAAUAGAAGGGGAGGAAGAGGCAAGCUACGAUGAAAUGAGACAAAGUGAGGAAGAGGAUUAUGAAGAAGAACAUGAAGAGGAAGAUGAAUCUCAGGAGGAAGAAGACAUGAGCCCUUCAAAGCACGGAAGACCACAGGUAAAGUUCCCAUUAAAAAUGAGAGCAGCCAAACUCAACAAUCCUUUUUCAAGUCGGAACAUCCAGCGUCAGGCAAGAUACGCUUCCCGGAGUCAGCAAAAUACACCUAAGCAAGCAGGAUCUUCAUCUAGAGUGACCAGAAGGGGGUUAAGGAAGGUAAAAUCAGCCCCUCCAUCAGUGACAAAACCUACUUUAAGACUUAGCAGCCGGACCACUCGUCAGAGCCAAAGUUCAUUACAAGCAGACGUAUUCGUGGAGUUACUCAGUCCUCGAAGACGACGAAGAGGAAGAAAGAAUGCUGAUAACACACUGGAAAAUAGUCCUGAUUCUCUUGGAUUUAGAAUCGUUGAUUCUACAGACUCUAAUGAACGGGUUAGAAAAUACCCAGUUGCUGCUCCAAAGCUUUCUCUUCCUGUUAGUGAGCCCAAGAGAAGAGGCAGGAAACGACAAUCCACAGAAUCAUCUCCUCAGACCUCAUUGAACAGGAGAAGUUCAGGACGUCAGGGAGGAGUCCAUGAACUCUCAGCAUUUGAACAACUUGUUGUGGAACUGGUACGACACGAUGACAGCUGGCCUUUUAUGAAACUGGUUUCCAAAAUCCAGGUACCAGACUAUUAUGAUAUCAUCAAAAAACCUAUUGCCUUAAAUAUAAUUCGUGAAAAGGUGAAUAAAUGUGAAUACAAGCUAGCAUCGGAGUUCAUUGAAGACAUUGAGUUGAUGUUUUCAAACUGCUUUGAAUACAACCCUCGUAACACAAGUGAAGCAAAAGCUGGAACUAGACUUCAGGCUUUUUUCCACAUCCAGGCUCAAAAGCUGGGACUUCCUAUCACAUCUGGUAAUGUGGACCAUGCCGCUCCUGUGGCCAAGAAGUCACGAAUCUAACCUCUGCCUUCCAAAGGAUUUUUUGAGGGAAUCUGCUAUGUUCAUGAAAUGAAAUGUUAAAUCAUGCAGUCAUCAUACCUGUAUAAAGCAAUAACAACUGUUUAACCACCUUGAAGCGUGGCCUGCACUAUAUUCUCAAUGUAAUAUUAAGCACUCAGGAGAACGUAGGAAAGAUUACCUUUGCUACAGUUUUAUUCAGUGUCUAAUAAUUUUGAUAGCUGUACUGGAUACAGUACUGGUUUACAGAGGUUUUGUACAUUUUUAAUACAUUCAUGUGUCCAAAUAUCUUCUAGAAAUGCGUUGUUUUUUUUCCUGCACCAAAUGAUCUUGUUUCAUCCUCUAGAUAUUGUAAGAGCUGUGGUAUUGAGGGCUUUAUCAACUCAGAUAAAAUCUUCUGCUGUAGCGCAGUUGAAGAAACUGUGUAUGUUUAAAACUCAUUUGAGCAUAUCUUCUCGACACUACACAUGAAUGAGUACAAUGAGCAUAUCUUAUAAGUACUGUACCAGUGCUGGCUGGAGGUAUUCAGUCCGAGUUUAUUAAGUAGAUAUUUAUUUAGCAUUCAAAGUAAUUUGUGAAUUUGUUUUGUAUUUAUAAAAUUUGUACUGGGGAUUAAAAACAAAACAACAACAAAAAAAAGAGUUCCAUAACUUUUUAAAUUUCUGCCUGUGUUUUUUGUUUAUCCCCUCUAACUUCUUGAUGAUCAAUCAAUAAAUCCCUUCCCCUCUCCCUGGCAGUUCUUCUAGCAAUGAGUAAAUUUACAGGACUGUAUUAUAAGUUUCUAUGUACAACUUUCAAAGUGUACAAAUAAAAUGACACAUUUUUCAAAGUA
Gallus gallus (chicken) is the source of this 5737-nucleotide messenger RNA. RefSeq names its product bromodomain adjacent to zinc finger domain 1A (gene BAZ1A). Bases 136 to 4908 code for a protein of 1590 amino acids. Gene Ontology annotation, molecular function: protein binding. Lineage: Eukaryota; Metazoa; Chordata; Aves; Galliformes; Phasianidae. The transcript has 28 exons. The record is from RefSeq and is a predicted model, not a curated record. Gene Ontology annotation, biological process: chromatin remodeling.